AUGAGCGUUGUGCCACCAUCUUCCUCGCGAUGCCGUCCAUCCACGACCCGGCCCUGCUUGACGGCAUUAGAGCGUGAGGUGGGAAUGGCGCAUCUUUCCCACAUGGAGCGCCUCGCACGUAUCCGCCUGAGCUCCUCCAAAGGAAUUCAAGACGCCGCCGAUGUGGACUUUGCGAAGGAGCAUUCCAAAGAAGCCUUAGGGAGAUCGGAACCUCUCGGAGGAAGUAGCAGCCGCUACAUGCGUUUACUUAAGGCAAAUGAAAAGGUCUUAUACAAAAAGAAUCAAAUCAUACUAAACAAUCUUAUCGAGACCACUGACUCUGUGCGCCGUGCGCAGCAAAUGUAUAGAAGCCCUGAAGAGGAAAAUGUUCUAUGCAGACUUAAAGCAGAGCAGGCAAGGCGAAGGAUGUUUCAACGCCGAAGGGAUGCUGAGUCCGUCCAACAUGCGAACCAAAUUGUUUUAAGGCAUUUAAUCGAAGUAAAGCCUAAUGUCCUCACUACCAAAUCAUUGAAUGAGUGGUAUCGGAAUGUUCAUACGAAGCGGGUGGCAAAAAUUAGCCGUUUUAAACCUGCGGAGCCUUUUGCAGGUGCGCGGAUCCUGGAGAGCGAGUGCGGUGUGCGAUUAGGGAGCAGCUACCCUCACGAGACGGAUAAGCUCGACCAGGACUAUCAAACGAAGCAGGGCCCGUGGGAGGCGGAUCCAACGUGCUUGGUGCGGAUGCCCCUGCUACGAGGACACCCUUUCCCACCCCCGAGUAUUGGGGAGCUGAUGAGGACGGUACCCCGUGCGCUGCUACCACCGCUGAUGUCAACUUCCUAUGACGGCUUUAUCAUCAACGAGAACCCAAAUAUUCCGGUUGCGGAGGCGGUGGAAUGGGCGGCGUCUGGGCGUUCUGGGCGAGUCAGAUCCCCGUCCUCGAGGUCCCCUGCGCGGCGGGUGCGGCAUCCGCCCUGGCAAAACCUCUCCGCCUCGGAUAUCCCGAUGUUCCAUUACGUGCAGGACGCCGCGGAUCGCGGAGAGGCCUCUCGUCCACUCGUUCACCCCCUCGAGGAGGGCGGCUGCACACGACUUUGGCGUCGCGCGGUGCGGCGGGGGACGGCCUCUUCCAAGCCGAAGCCGGCCGCCCCCGAUGGGAUACAGGGAGGAGGAGGAGGGGGGGGAAGAAGGAGCUUCUUGGAGAGUCGUGGGGAGACCCAGCCCGAUCGCGUACGGGUACGACGCCUGCGAGGGUCCCCGGGGAUGACGGCUUCGGGGUUGACGGAGGCCCCGGCGGAUGGAGGGGAAGGGGCCACGGCGGCGGCGGCCCCGCCCUCGAAGACGUCGCAUCUAGCCGACUGGGCUGCCGAAACACCGGCCCUGUCUGGGGGUAGCUAUCCUGCCGAGCACGAAGGCUCUCCGCAGCCAAUUUCUACCCCUCCCCACAAAGCUGGCAUGCGAUACGACACCCAACGGAAUGAGUUGUGGGUAAAUGAGAAGGAGACGGCAUCGACGGAAUUGCCGCAGCAACCAGCGGAGGACUUUUCGUCUGAUAUACCAUACUAUGCCUUGCUGAAUGAGUGGUCGGAUGCGUCGAAGCGUGGGGUUGGGAGGGCCUUUAUUGCGCUAUAA
Phytomonas sp. EM1 is the source of this 1608-nucleotide messenger RNA. NCBI's taxonomy places the organism in Eukaryota, Euglenozoa, Kinetoplastea, Trypanosomatida, Trypanosomatidae. The record is from the annotation of a GenBank genome assembly.